ACAGUUCCUCUUAGGCAGCGACACGGUUAAUCAGCUCUCUUUAAGGCGUGAUAAGCUAAUCGUCAAAAUUUGUACAAUGCCGCGUGUUUCCUUGAGUUUACUCUGCAGUCUGUUGUUCUUGGCGUUGUUUUCUCCCAAUCAAGCUUCAGCGAAGUCAGGGAGCAAGGCAACUAAGCCACUCGAUACGAAGAAGUGUAACAAUAUAUAUUUCUACGAAGCACCAAACAAGAGGAUUGAAACAAUGCUGGAGGGCCUGAAGAAACAACUCACUCUCGUGCAAAAUGACAUAAAAUUUCUCAAAGAAAAAAAGAUACCGAAAGUCAAGAAGAACUGCGCUGAACUGUACAAAUGUGGUCACAGAGUCAGCGGUAUUUAUAAAAUCGAUCCUGAUGGUUCAGGCGCCUUUGAUGUGUAUUGUGACCAAACAACAAGCGGUGGAGGGUGGACAGUGUUCCAAAAGAGACUGGAUGGCUCCGUUAAUUUCUACCGCGGCUGGGCCGACUACAAGAAUGGCUUCGGAAAUCUGAAGGGUGAGUUUUGGCUGGGGCUUGAUAAGCUACACCGCCUGACAAAAACAAAGAACAAGCUUCGAGUCGAUCUAGAAGAUACUACAGGUAAAACUGCUUAUGCCGAUUACGACUUGUUUGCGGUGACAAGCGAGAGGACUAAGUACCAGUUGAGUCUUGGAACCUACUCUGGCACUGCAGGUAAUUCCCUCUCUGGGCAUCGUGGUCUCCCCUUCUCAACCAAAGAUCAGGACAAUGACACCUGGGGCAAAAACUGUGCUGUGACCUUUAAAGGAGCCUGGUGGUACAGUCACUGUCAUAGCUCAAACUUGAACGGUGUUUAUCAUCAUGGGAAGCACUCAUCUUUUGCUGAUGGAGUCAAUUGGUACGACUGGAAAGGACAGCACUACUCCGCUAAGAGAGCUGAGAUGAAAAUCAGACCAGUAAAGUUUUAAAUCUUGCCGCAGUUUGCCUUCUUUGAACCAAGACAAAAUAAAAGUAGAAAAAAAAAAUGUUAAGUGCAUUUAUAAGUAACUGACAACCUCGUUCCCAGGGCCUUUUCCCUGUGUUGGCAAGCUUAAGGGUUUGUCUUUAUUACUUAUUUGGAGGUAAACUCGCCUAUGUAGAGUGA
This is a messenger RNA of Stylophora pistillata, 1137 nucleotides long. Its product is annotated as microfibril-associated glycoprotein 4. Lineage: Eukaryota; Metazoa; Cnidaria; Anthozoa; Scleractinia; Pocilloporidae. The record is from RefSeq and is a predicted model, not a curated record.